This is a messenger RNA of Cooperia oncophora, 363 nucleotides long. The record is from the annotation of a GenBank genome assembly. NCBI's taxonomy places the organism in Eukaryota, Metazoa, Nematoda, Chromadorea, Rhabditida, Trichostrongylidae.
AUGUUGCGAGUCCUUCAACGAUCACUUCUUGGCACAAGAAAUUUGUGCGCAGCAGCCACUCCAACCCUCUCAGAUGACCUUAGGAAUAAGAUCGACAAUAUGGUCAAGUCGGAUGAUGUGGUUGUAUUCAUGAAAGGCACGCAGCAGGAACCAAUGUGCGGCUUUUCACGGAAUGUCAAAUUGGUGCUCGAUUUCCACAAUGUCAAAUUCAGAGACUAUAAUGUACUGAACGACCCGGAAUUAAGAGAAGGCUUAAAGAUUUACAGCGAUUGGCCUACUAUUCCUCAGGUGUUUAUGAAGGGCGAAUUUGUCGGAGGUUGUGAUAUAAUGGUACAAAUGCACAAAGAUGGAGAAAUUUCGUAA